AUGAACCUGAAGCAUCUAGAUGCACUUGAACUCGCAGCCAUAGCUACAGCCGGUCUUGCAGUUCUUUUACUCCUUAUCACUUUACUUUACUUUCUCAUACGUCAUCUUCGAAAAUAUCAUUCAACAAUUUCCAUCCCAUUUUCCUUCUCGACCAAAUUAUUUCAUUCUCACGAACCUACAACUCCAUCAGCAUCAACAGACGCGACACUUGUAACUCCUUCAGGAUCAGUUUCUUCAAGACUUAAAAAACCGAAAUCUAAAAGUCCUACAAACCAUUUAAAUCUCAUAAAUCCUAAAGAUAAAGAUCCAAUGAGUGCUAGAUCGAAAGAUUUAAGAAGUGAAAGUGAAGAAAUAGUAAUGGUAACUUAUGAAGAUGGUUUAGCAAGGAUGGGAUUAAAACCACAUCAUAUACUUUAUGCUGAUCCACCACCAUUUGAUCAAAUUUCACCACGUUCUCCACCUAGAUUAUUUGGUAAUUCCCAACAAAUAUCUAGCAACACUUCACAGAUGAUUGGUACAUCUCCACGAGUUGAUCAUUCUUCCCGUAGACAAAUAUCAACAGGAGAUAGAUAUGGUGAUGGAGUAGAUGGAAUAUCUACUGUUCCUGCUUUAGAAUCAACGAUAGGUGGAGCUGGAAUGGGUACGAGGGAAAUAGUUAAUGCUUAUAGGGAAAUGAUGAGGAGAGAAAGUCGGAAUUUACAAAGAAAUGACAUGAAUGGACAAGAAGGUAGUCCUAGGAUUUCACCUGGUAGAAAAAAUAGAAGAGAGAGGGAAGAAAGUGAUAGGGAAGAAGAAAGAAAUGGGAGUGUUAGAAGAGAAGGUGAAAGUGUUUGGUUACCUAGUUAUUAUCAAACUAGUUUAUCAAGAGGGAUAGAAUUAGCAGAUAGGGAUAGACCAUGGGAUAGACCUGGUGGUAGGAUUUAG
Messenger RNA from Tremella mesenterica DSM 1558, 924 nucleotides. RefSeq lists its product as uncharacterized. The coding region runs from base 1 to 924 and encodes 307 amino acids. The record is from RefSeq and is a predicted model, not a curated record. Lineage: Eukaryota; Fungi; Basidiomycota; Tremellomycetes; Tremellales; Tremellaceae. The transcript has 2 exons.